Molecule: messenger RNA, 4137 nt
Organism: Centropristis striata (black sea bass)
Lineage: Eukaryota; Metazoa; Chordata; Actinopteri; Perciformes; Serranidae
Gene: creb3l1
Product: cAMP responsive element binding protein 3-like 1
Exons: 13
Coding region: 216-1733 (505 amino acids)
Biological process (GO): regulation of transcription by RNA polymerase II
Molecular function (GO): DNA-binding transcription factor activity, RNA polymerase II-specific; cAMP response element binding
Source: RefSeq, a predicted model, not a curated record
UUCAAGUUUUGGCACUAAAACAAAGCAGCAGCUGGAAUCAGCUUAACUCACCGGGUCUACAUACAGGUGGUGUAAAUAACCGGCCGGACACUGACACAGCACGCUGCAGCCAUCUGACAACAAACUGCUUCAUUUUAAUGAGUUGAAUUUAAGAAUUGCGGCUAAUUUAACUGGCUACUGAGCGUCCAGAUAGCUUUAAACACACAGACACAGUCAUGAUGGAGUCUAUCUUAGACAGUUUAACAGCUGAGAAGCUGUAUCCGUCCGGCGGGACCAACCUGUUGGACCUGGAGGAACUCAGCGACGGAGAUUUCCUCACUAAUGUGCCUUUCUCAGGUGACCAGAUGGACGACUUCAGCAGUGAAUUAUUCAGCAGUUUCUUUGAUGACCAUCUAUUAGAGCGGCCCAUUCUGGCAGACAGACCUUCACCUUUACACAUGGACAUGGAGGACAGCAGCCCAGAUAUUCAAGCAGAGCACAGCUACUCUUUAAGUGAAGACUCCGCCCCCCAGAGCCCAGCCCUGUCAAUCAAAAUGGACCACGAGUCUGAAUUUGAAUGGAGCUUCAGUCAGGACCUUUCAGCCAUCUUGGUGAAACAGGAGGAGCCAGAUGUGGGUCAAAGGUUAGAUCCUCAGCCUCUGGAAGGCCCGCCUCUCAUAUUAAGCCCCGCCCCCCCACACAGAGGGUCGCAAUGGAAACACACGGAGCCCAGUCAAGACAGUGUGAAGCCAGUAGCCAUAAAAGAUGAACCCAGAGAGAUUGGACAGUACCUCAGCCUGCCCAGCGACGAUGCUCUCCAGCUCCCGCCCACCCCUCCCAGCAGUAACCACGGGGACAGUGACGGCUCCCUCCCUCCCUCCUCCCCACACCUCCCUCUGCCACCGUCUUCCCCUCAACCACAACAGAGGCCAGGAGGUCGGGCCUCCUCCUCUUCCUCCUCCUCCUCUUCUUCAGCCAUCUCUUCUUCACCUCUCCUCACUGCACCACAUAAGCUGCAGGGUUCAGGACCGCUCUUGCUGACAGAAGAAGAGAAGAGGACCCUGGUUGCUGAGGGUUACCCGGUCCCAAACAAACUUCCUCUCACCAAGAGUGAAGAGAAGGCACUGAAGAGGGUCAGAAGGAAGAUUAAAAAUAAGAUCUCAGCUCAGGAGAGUCGGAGGAAGAAGAAAGAGUAUGUGGAAUGUCUGGAGAAAAAGGUGGAGAGCUACACGUCAGAAAACAGCGACCUGUGGAGAAAAGUAGAAAACCUGGAGACCGCCAACAGGUCUCUCCUGCAGCAGCUCCAGAAGCUUCAGUCAUUGGUUUCUGGGAAAUUUGUUCCCCGUUCUUGUAAAAUGGCCUCAACUCAAACAGGGACAUGCCUCAUGAUGGUGGCCGUGUGUUUUGUCCUGGUGUUGGGCUCUUUCUCUCCCUGCCUCUCUCCCCUCUCCUUCCUCACUCACACCUCCUCUUUGUCCUCAUCCUCUGCUUCCUCUCAUCCCUCCUCCUCUCCUCCUCUUCCGUCAGCGGACCUCUAUACCACCACUCAGGUCCGCUCCCGCAGCCUGCUCUUCUACAAUGAAGAGGCUCCAUUGGAGGAGAGUUUAGUGACAUCAGAAGGGGAGAGGCUACCGUCAGAGGGCCGCAUCCAGACGAGCCGAUACACAGCUGACGCACACAGCAGCAACAGGACAACUGGGCCCGAGUUAGACCGGAGAGAAACAAAACCAGAAGGAGUCUCCGAGUUUUUCUGACACAGCCUGACCCCUCCUCCCAUGACUUCUAACCUCUGACCCCGAGAAAGCCCUAAACCUCCAGAUUCCUGAACUCAGCGGGCUUCGUAUAUACACCCAACUAUCAUCUCUCUGAGUGAGCCUCAAGACAGAACUUUCUCCCAUCCUCCACAGCCGGUACACUGCCUGUAUAUGGUGCUUCACUUCUCUGCUUCAGCAGACUCUGCUUCACCUGAAUAUGCUUGACUUUAAAGGGACCAUCUCAUUGUAAUAUUAGUUAUCCAACUAAUCUCUUAUUUUUUGUUUAAACUGAUGUAAAGAAUAUUUUAAAGAUAGAAUUAAAAACAUAGACAGACAUUUGUAGCAUUUUAACAGAAAUAAUGUAUCACCAGAAAUUAGUCAAAAGAAAGGUAGAUAUGAGCCACUCUAUCAUGUGAAAAAAAAUAUUAACCCUUUAUGCCAUGACAGACUGAAAGCAGUUUUUAGCUGCUUUUGGUUUCCUCACUUUCUCUGCAAAACAUGUUUGUACAUUGUUGCUAUUUAGAGAGAAAGCAGCUUCCUUUUUACAAAAGUAAGCAAUGAGCUUUAUGGGAAAUAUCGUCUUCAUUUUGAGAGAAACACAAUGAUACAGCUUUGCACCUUUUCGUGAACAUAAAUACAUAAUCAGCAUCUGGAUACUUGAUGGACCUCCACUGUGGGAGUUCAUGUUGUGUUCUACUUACAAGGCGCUAUAUCGGGUCAGUGCUUUCUUUCUUAACUGAUCAUAUACAGCAUGUUGAUAAAGGGCUGCAACUAACAUUAGAUUAGAUUAUCAAUUAAACGUUUCUUGAUUCAUCAAUGAAUCCUAACAUUACAAAAGAAGGAGCCACAGAUUUUUUUAUUUCUUGGUAACAAUAAAAUUGUUGCUGAUAAAUUUUCACUUGAAUUGGAUAAUUGUUUCAGCUUGAUGUUCAUAAUAGUAUAUAAUGAAUGAAACAAGAUUUGCUCCUAAUAUUUACAAAAAUAAUAAACCAUGUACCUCACUGUAAAAAAAGAAUACUCUGAUUUACUUAGGGGACAAAAAUAUCCAAAUAAAGGAAAAAAAAAAUUAGUGAAUUUUCAUAAUUAUAAUCUGGUUUCUUAAAUAAUGCCACUGUUGUUUUUAAUGGGGGAAAAUAUAUUUUCUUUAUACUAAAUGCUAAGGAUUUCUUUAUUUUUUCACUUUUUUUUUGAUAUCUCAAUGAUUAGCAACAACACAUAUUUUAAUGCAAUUCAGGGGUCAAAAAUGUGUUUUCAACUGGACAUCUUUGUCCUUAAGGGUCUGAAUGGCUCCAUUUGGCUACACAGCUCAUUAUGGACUUAUUAUAGGAGCUGAGGUUCAUCUUCCAAAAUUAAAAAAGCAAUCAACAACAAUUAAAAGCCUUUCCAAAAUGUAUGCUGAAUUAAUUCAUACAGCCAAAAUGGUAAACGAAAAAAAAAAGAAAAGACGCCCUUAGUGAUUUUUAAGGAAAAUAAAGUUGCCCUUUUAAAAAGGAAGCUGUGCCAUUUUUAAAAGUGCCUUCCACUUACUUUAGUUAGAUAUAACCAACUUGGCCUUAUACUGAAAGCCCACACAUGCAGCUACAAACAUGGAAAUGUCCAAAUAGAUGACACACUGUUAGUUUGUUUUUAGUUUCUUUUAAGUAAUCAUAAACUGGAUCAAUGUUCAAGAUUUUAUUUGGGGGAAAUAUUCAAUUUCACAUACAUUAGGACGUAAACACUUCACACACACUUGCUUAUAAAAUAGUUGUGUAAUGCAUUUGCAGCCAGGAGUUAAAAGAAAAUAUAUGUUUUAUUUUUACACUUUUUAAAUCCAUCUCAGAAGUUUAAGUCAUUUUCUUAUGUCCAUAUUCUGCAUAAUUUUGGGGGGGAGGGGCGGCAUAUUUUCAUACCAAGGGGUCCUGACAGAGGUUGGGAAACAUGACAUAAAAGUAUUUUUAUGGAAUUAAAAUUGUAUAUGUAAUAUAUUUGCAGCAUCAAAAAAGAGCAUAUUUAAUUUAUGCAACAAAAAAAGAAGAAAUACCAAACGUGUUUUUAUGUUACUUUUUUGUUUUUCUAAAUAAUGUUUACAAAAAACAAAACAAAAAUACAACUUAUAAUAUAUUCUGAGCAUCAAAAAAAGAGCAUAUUUAUUUUAUGCAAGAAAAAAAAAGGAAUUGUAUGUUGUGUUUUGACAUUUAGGAUGAUGAAGUUUUACAUGUUGGUGUGUCGUUUACAUGCCGUUUCUUGGAGUGUAAAACUUUGACAUGAUGUGUUUGUGUGUUUGUGUUUAACUGUAAUACAGUGUUUAUGUUUCACUGCUGUCGCAUGGAGGGCUUUUUUUGUACCCUCAUCAUUAAAAAAAUGCCAUUAGCUUGUAAAAUUAAACCUCAAGCUACAGUUUGUUGACUUCAAAAGCCAAAUAAAU